AUGGCCGAGUCAUUACCCUCGAUCAGGGAAUACAUUGGCUAUGAUCCCGCUGUUCAGUCCUACACUCGCCCGAAAGUGUUUGUAGAAUCGCCGGAGGGGAUCCCGGCGAUAAACGAACACCUCGCAGGCUUGAAUGCUAACGACGCCCAGUCUCUUCAUCGGACCUUCAAUAGAGUGCAAGUCUGGGGUGAAGGCGUUGAAAUAGCCUUUGCUCAGCCAGUUCAGGUUUCUUCUGAAUCCGUCACCGCACCUUCCCUUCAAGCCCCCAUCGACUUCGCUCUUGACGAGAGUACUCCUUCUUUUCGAGGGCGCUCGCGACAAGGCAGAAUCUAUGACCCUAGCAUACCCCGUCUUCCAACCCCGGACAUCGAAACCGGAGUGUACGGCAAUAGUUACGAUGAUGCUGUUGGUAUACUCGCUAGCUACUGGAAACCACCACCCGGAGAUGCAGGCAUUCCACGUACAAAUGAAGAAAAGAGGAAAAUUGUUCGAAGACUUCGCGAUGCAGUCCUCAACAAAAUUAAUACCGGAGAUAACAAGGGGAGAGGUUAUGCGGCUCGUUGGGGUUUAGAGAGUGAACAGUUCUACCAGAACGCGUGGGUGGAUCGAAUCUGCUGGGAAGUCCUAAACGAGACGAUUAAACUCCAUGAAGAGGGGUUUACUGUGCCCAUAUUCGAUAAAGAUCUUGAUGCCCAUGUUGACAAGAAACUCGAUUUCUCAGAGCGAAUCGAUGCAUUGGUGAAAUUAUUUCAUGAUUGGAAGUCGGUUUGCGAUUCACUCAUGAAGAUGGAGAAGAUUGUGCACUAUGUUGCCGGGCCAAUCAAAUACUAUCAGCGCUCAGGGAGCAAUAAGAAAAACAACGCCCACAAGAAACGAACAUUAGAGACAUGGAAAGCGGAUGCGCAGGGACGUAAUUUUAGUACGAUUCCAACACCUACUCGAGAGAAAGGCAACGGAAAGACCCUGAAUGCACUAGCUCAUGGCAGAGAACUCAACGCACUUGCACGGCAACCACAUAUGUCCGCCCUUGGCGCAGGCUUCAAGCACGGGCAGCAUCGCGAGCUACCUAAUCCAAGACAAUACUGUGCUAAGGUAUGGCCCUCUGGCUGA
This is a messenger RNA of Lindgomyces ingoldianus, 1110 nucleotides long. RefSeq lists its product as uncharacterized. The record is from RefSeq and is a predicted model, not a curated record. NCBI's taxonomy places the organism in Eukaryota, Fungi, Ascomycota, Dothideomycetes, Pleosporales, Lindgomycetaceae. Bases 1 to 1110 code for a protein of 369 amino acids. The transcript has 4 exons.